Strongylus vulgaris is the source of this 654-nucleotide messenger RNA. The record is from the annotation of a GenBank genome assembly. NCBI's taxonomy places the organism in Eukaryota, Metazoa, Nematoda, Chromadorea, Rhabditida, Strongylidae.
CUAGGCAAAAUCAAGUAUUCGGAGCGUGUCUACGAUGUUUGCAUGGAUUCAUUUGACGCUUUGCCGUUGGCGGCGUUGAUGAACCAGCAGUUCUUGUGCGUGCAUGGUGGGCUGUCUCCUGAGAUUCACACACUAGAUGAUAUUAAAAGGCUGGAUCGCUUCAAAGAGCCACCAGCCUUUGGCCCAAUGUGUGAUCUCUUGUGGUCAGAUCCUCUCGAGGAUUUCGGUAGCGAAAGGAACGCCGAACAGUUCAGCCAUAAUUCUGUUCGUGGUUGUUCCUAUUUCUAUAGUUACGCUGCAUGUUGUGACUUUCUCCAGCACAACAAUCUUUUGUCUAUAAUUCGCGCCCAUGAGGCUCAGGAUGCGGGGUAUCGAAUGUACCGAAAAUCGCAAGCGACGGGAUUUCCUUCACUCAUUACUAUAUUUAGUGCUCCAAAUUAUCUCGAUGUAUAUAACAACAAAGGCAAGUUUCAAUUUCCGCAUCCAUAUUGGCUGCCAAAUUUUAUGGAUGUGUUUACGUGGUCACUACCGUUUGUCGGCGAGAAAGUAACGGAGAUGCUCGUGCAUAUAUUAAAUAUAUGUUCGGACGACGAGUUAAUGGCUGAAGGAGACGAUACAUUUGAAGGUGCGCUUCCAAAAUUAGUUUUAGCAUGA